GAACACUGCGACGAUCUGACCAACUGUCAAUGAGGCGCAUCAACAGAUGAGCAGGCUGAUCCAAGACUUUGUCGUUGGGCGAUAGCAAGGAUGCUAUGAUGGCAAGCAAGGCUAUCUGGCUUCGAGAAGCGGCUGGUCUCUACACAGUACUGUACUAGCUCAAAUGAGCCAUCAGGAUGCUGGUGUGCGCUCCAGACGACCUUCAUAUACCUAGCGUUGACGGCUACGCUGCAAUCCUUCCUUGGAACCCAGGUUCUCAUGUCACCAUAGCCUCAGGUGCAGUACGAUGUCUUCGGACGGUCCAUCGGAGGAGGAACUCAUCGCGGCUUCUGAACAACAGUGCGUCCGACUUGCUGCGGUGUACGUUUACGACCAUGUCCUCACGUUCGGACAAGAGGUCGCCGUGCUCUGGACGCGUCGCAAGGGCUGGCCGACAGUGAUCUACUCUCUCUUGCAUCUACUCACUGCUCUGGAAUUGGUAUGGUAUGUUGUUGCGUGGAUUAACAUCCCGUCGUGUCGAGACAUACAACUCAACCUAGUAACCGCUGCCACCUACUGCGGGCUGAAUAUCCUAUGGGGAUUCAUUUCAGCUGUGCGGGUCCACGCUAUCAAUGGGCGGGAAUGGCCACUGUCCUCGGUCGUUAUGGCGCUCUACUGGGUGCCCGUGAUUGCGACCAUUUACGACUAUAGCCGUCUGGAGUGGGUGUUCGAAGAUGGCCAAUGUCACAUCUUCAACACCGCGUCUACAAAGACACUAUACGGCAUCAUUGUAGCAGAUGCGAUUGUUCUGGCGGUCACUUGGCGUGUUACCUAUGGCGUCAAGAAACUCAGUGCCGCUACCACCAACAUGAAGCUGCCUCUCACGUCAUUGCUAAUCAGGGAUGCGCUGCAUCCCAGUAUACUCCUUGUACUCAAUGUAAUCAAUAUUGUAAUGUGGACGUCCAACGCAAGUUCUCCUAUCAUCUUGAAAUAUCACGGAAUUCCCACCACGUAUGAUAUAGUGGACAUUAUCCUAUAUGCCCUCACGACCAUACUGCUGUCCCGGCUCUUACUCAACCUUCGCCAGCGAGCGCUGACUCCCCAGAGCAUCAUCUCCAGCCCAUCGCAGCUCUCGGAUAUCCGCUUCUCUACUCUGAUAGAGAGCCUCAGCGGCUCCCUUCCCCAUGGGUCCGAUGGCCCGGACUCGGAGGGGACUGGUGAGAGCAGCCACUACGACAGCCUGGAAGGCGAACGCUCCACGGAGUCAGGAGACGAGCACGAGCUGGGGGUCCUCGGCCUGCAUGGCACGAAUAGUAUGGGACAAGAGUCUUCCGAGGCGACCCCAGUCGGAUCCAGUAUCCUGCUAGUCGCUCGGGUAUGAUCCUAGCGCUGCCUUUCGUGUCUUCACAUUUACCUCGUCACAGCAAGAUCCGUCCCUGUGCAAUUCAGUUGCUUGUUUCUGUAUAAACGCCGGG
Molecule: messenger RNA, 1454 nt
Organism: Fomitopsis serialis
Lineage: Eukaryota; Fungi; Basidiomycota; Agaricomycetes; Polyporales; Fomitopsidaceae
Exons: 10
Coding region: 287-1360 (357 amino acids)
Source: RefSeq, a predicted model, not a curated record